AUGAAUUCUCACAAAAAAGAAGAAUGGGAAGAAAUUUCAUCUAUUGGAUCUUGUAAUUCAAAAAGUAGAGUACUUAAAUGUAGAAAGAAGAAUGGUUUGAUAGAAAAUGAAAAAGUUGAUAUUGUAGCUGUUAAAAUAAUAAAUAAAAAGUUUUUUAAAAGAAAUGAAACCGAUAUUUUAGAAAAAAUUAGAUUAUUUAAUAUACCAAGAUAUUAUUCACAUGCAGAAGAUGAUAAUUAUAUUUAUAUUUAUAUGGAAUAUAUUGAAGAUAAAAAACAAUUAAGAUUUAAAGAGUCUGAAAUUAUUUCAAUGAUUGCAGACCUAACUGAAACACUUUCAUUCCUUCAUAAACAUCAAAUUCUUCAUAGAGAUAUUAAACCAUCAAAUAUUAUAUUGGAUAAGAAUGGAGUAUUAAAAUUAAUUGAUUUUGGUUCAUCAAUUAUUGACCAACAACAAGAUGAUGGUGAUAAUAUUUGUAAAGAGAGUUCAUUUGCAAUCACUGGUACUCAUACUUAUAUGGCACCAGAAGUUAAAAAAUUACAUAGAUCAACUAAAAAAUCAGAUGUUUGGAGUUUAGGAUGUACAGUUCUUGAAAUUGUUGGUGGUAAUCCAAAGAAAAUAUUUGAUGGUAUUCCAAUUAUACCAAAUCAUGUUUCAGAGAUUAUGGUUGAUUUUAUAAAACGUUGUCUAAUAAUUGAUCCAAAUAAAAGAUCACAUAUGGAAGAAUUAUUAACUCAUAGAUUAAUUUCAUCAAUGGUUGGACAAAAUAAAAAUAGAGAAAAUAAUAUUGAACCAAAAUUUAAUAAUGAUUAUUUAUCUUCAAAAUUUCCAGAAAGAUUUGCACCAAGAUUUGAAAAACCAAAAUGGGAAAUUGAAUUUAAUGAAUUAAAAUUUAAUAAAGAUGAUACAGUUGGUGGUGAUGGAUUUUUUAGUGUUGUAAAGAAAGGAUAUUAUAAUGAGACUGAAGUUGCAAUUAAAUUAAUAAAGAAAGCUCAUGGUGAAAAUGUUACAGUUUGUGAUACAUUUUAUCAUGAAGUAUUGAUAAUAUCGAAUUUAAGACAUCCAAAUAUAGUUCAAUUCAUUGCUGCAUGUAUUAAAUUUGACAAUAAAGAAGUGAAUCAUUGUAUAGUUUCAGAAUGGAUGUCUGGUGGUAACCUUUCACAAUUCAUUUCAAAUGAACGUAAAAUUCUAGAAAUUAAUCCACAUUUACGUGUUAAAAUUUUAUUAGAUAUUGCAAAAGGUAUGCUUUAUUCUCAUAGACAAGGUAUAAUUCAUCGUGAUUUAACUUCAAAUAAUGUAUUAUUAAAUUUUAGAAAAAAGAAAUUAUUAAAUAAUAAUAGUAGUAAUAAUGAUGAACAAUUUUAUGAUUCUGAUGAAAUUAUAGCAAAAGUUUGUGAUUUUGGUUUAUCAUCAAAUCAAAGUGAAUCAAAGAAAUUAAGAGGUGGUUCAAUACAUUAUAUGGCACCAGAGAAUUUAAAUGGUUCUCCAAUUAAUGAAAAAUCUGAUAUCUAUUCAUUUGGUUUAUUAGUUUGGCAAAUGUUUUCAUAUGCCUCUCCAAAUACAAUUUAUUCACCAAAAGAGAUGGCAUCAAUGGUUUCUGAUGAAAAAUUAAAUUAUCGUCCACAAAUACCAUUUAAUGUACCUUUAAAAUUUAAAGAAUUAAUAACACAAUGUUGGGAUAGAAAUCCAUUAAAUAGACCAAAAGAUUUCUCUGAAAUAAUUGAUAAAUUAAAAGAUAUAAAUCAAAUUUAUUUCCAAGAUAAUUCAAAUGCAUCAACAAUUUCUUCAACAGCUAUCACUACAACAAUUUCUACAAUUUCAAUUUCCAACUCUGGUAAUUCUAGUUAUUCUACAUCAGAUGACUCAUCAACCUAUGGUAGUGGAUUUUAUAAUUCAGGAUUUUUGUAA
Messenger RNA from Dictyostelium discoideum AX4, 1908 nucleotides. It is a transcript of the gene pyk4, whose product is annotated as protein kinase, STE group. The record is from RefSeq and is a predicted model, not a curated record. NCBI's taxonomy places the organism in Eukaryota, Evosea, Eumycetozoa, Dictyosteliales, Dictyosteliaceae. The transcript is spliced from 4 exons. The coding region runs from base 1 to 1908 and encodes 635 amino acids.